Fusarium falciforme is the source of this 1083-nucleotide messenger RNA. Its product is annotated as Oxidoreductase family, alpha/beta domain-containing protein. Gene Ontology annotation, molecular function: nucleotide binding; oxidoreductase activity. Gene Ontology annotation, cellular component: cytoplasm. Bases 1 to 1083 code for a protein of 360 amino acids. NCBI's taxonomy places the organism in Eukaryota, Fungi, Ascomycota, Sordariomycetes, Hypocreales, Nectriaceae. The record is from RefSeq and is a predicted model, not a curated record. The transcript is spliced from 2 exons. Gene Ontology annotation, biological process: NADPH regeneration.
AUGACAACGCCAAUCAAGCUGAACGUGGGAGUAGUUGGCAUUGGCCGUAUGGGCCAGUCGCAUGCUCUUAACCUGCUUCACAAGACACCUCGUGCUGAUUUGCUCUGCGCCUGUUCGCCAGCAGAGCAGGAUCUCAGCUGGGGGAGGGAGCACCUGGCACCCCAUGGGGUCAAAUUAUACGCUACCUUUGAUGAGAUGAUUGAGACACCGGGCCUUCAGGCCAUUGUCAUCGCCUCGUUGUCUGCUCUACACGCCGAACAGACAAAGGCAGCGCUCGACAGGGGCAUUCACGUCCUCUGCGAGAAGCCCGUCUGUACUACAGUGAAGGAGCUUGAGAAUAUUAUCCAACGUGUCGAGGCGAAUCCCCAAACAAAGCUGAUGGUUGGAUUUGUGAGGCGUUUUGACGAAAGCUACCAGGACGCCCUCGCCAAGAUCGAAGGAGGGGGGAUUGGAAAGCCACUUAUCUACCGGUCGCAACAAUGUGAGAAGGGAGAUACCGGCCCUUUCUUCAAGGGGUACCUUAGGAACUCUGGCGGUAUCUUUGUGGACUCAAUCAUCCACGAUAUUGAUCUCGCAUUGAUGUUCCUCGGAGGCGAUAACUGUAUUCCAAAGUCCGUGUCAGCGGUUGGAAUAAACGCUGUGCACACAGAUCUCAGUGAUCUUGGAGAUGCUGACAAUGCUGUGGGAACGUGCGAGUUUUGGGACGGCCAGUUUGCCUUCUUCUAUAACUCACGAAUCGCCGCGCAUGGAUACGACAGUCAGAGUGAAGUAUUUGGCACCUCUGGAAAGAUAUCGGUGAACCUCACGUCGCGAAGAAAUCGAGUCGAACUUUGUGAUAGGGACGGCUUCAUCAAGAGCGAUCCGACACCGUCGUGGUACGAUCGCUACAAGGAUGCUUUCGUGUCGGAGGUGAAUGGAUGGGUUAACGCGAUCUUGGAUGGAACACCGAUGCCCAUCCCUCUGAGAUCGUCCUUGACGAGCCUCGUAAUUGCUACGUCGCUGCAGGAGAGUCUCAAGACAGGCCAGAAGAUCCAGUUUGACCGCUCUGGAAAGCCACUGGAGUUGCCUUAUCUUAGAUUGUAG